Babesia bovis T2Bo is the source of this 566-nucleotide messenger RNA. RefSeq names its product Ribosomal protein S6 family protein. Gene Ontology annotation, molecular function: rRNA binding; structural constituent of ribosome. NCBI's taxonomy places the organism in Eukaryota, Apicomplexa, Aconoidasida, Piroplasmida, Babesiidae. Gene Ontology annotation, biological process: translation. Gene Ontology annotation, cellular component: ribosome. The transcript is spliced from 2 exons. Bases 156 to 506 code for a protein of 116 amino acids. The record is from RefSeq and is a predicted model, not a curated record.
UUGAUUGGUCACAAUCAAUUCUGUUUUGUUUUAUAAACCACUAGUAUAUAGACUAUAUCUUAUAUUGAUGGAUUUUGGGGGUAAUUCAUUGGUUGAAUGUAACCUAUGUCAUAUAGUCACACCUUGGUUGACCUGGGUUUGUGGUUUCCACAAUAAUGGUAUUUUAUGAGUCAUACCUAUUAUUUUCGAAGCACAUUACCAACGAGGAUAUUGCAGCUUUGGUAUCGCAUAUUUCAAAGCUUGCUACGAUAAAUCACGGCAUCCUUCUCCGUACCCAGGACCUUGGACUAAGGUACACAUCUCACAGGGUUCAAAAGCCUAGAUUGGGUUUGUUUUGGUACGGAAAGUACUACUAUGUUGCUUUGGCUGCAAAUCCCAAAGUCGUUCCAGGUUUACACAAGUUGUAUAACUCAAAUGAGCACAUUUUAAGGCACAUGACACAGCGGAUGUUGUACCGUACAAAUCUGAUUACAAGUCCGUACAGCCAUUUAUACCAAGAUCCAUGACCGUGGAGGCUUCGGGGGUUGCCUACACUGAGAUACAGCCGACAUACUACUUGACAGUGG